GAGAGCCUUGUGCAGCUUUGUGCUGCACCGCGUCCUCAGAGAUGCAACGUUUGCACGGCAGCAGGCUGUGGGGCAGCUCACGGAUUGCUGGUGACACGCAGAGCUUGCAGCAAUGGCUGUGAGGCUCGGCAGAGCCCUCGAUUUAGCAGCAAGCUUUGGCCAGCCAGAGCCAAAAGAGCCACCGCUGUUCACAGCCGCUAGACACCCUCACGUAGAUCUGAGUGCUGCGCGCGUCGCCCAGGACAGCUCUCGACAGCUCCAACGACAGCGCGCGCGCGUUUCGCCCUCCCGGCCGCGUAUAGCAGUGCUCCCUGCCUGGACCAUAGAAACAUGGUGGGCCCAUUAGAAGCCUCCUGGAAGGCCAUCAUGGACACCCUCGCGCCCGUGACAACCACCGUAUCAAGCGUAGCAGAAAAAGCCGGCGACACCGUCGUCACCGCCGCGCGCACGACGGUCCUCGCGAAGCGGGACGUGGACAAGCAGGGCACGCCGCUCCGCGACGGCAUCAGAGCCGCGCGCGAGUCCUGGAACGCGGCCGUCCGAGCCGCGGACGGCGCCGCGACCAGCGCCGCGCGCGAAACAAACGAGUUCGGAACCCUUGUCAAGGCCCGAACGGCCCCGCUGGCCCCUUUCUACACGGCGGUCCACGACACGUACGUGGCGCGGCCCGAGGCACUGGUGACCGGCGUCGCGCUCGUGCCCUUCGUGGCCACGCUGCCGUUCUCGAAAUCGCUCGCCGUCAAGAACGGCGCGGUCGCCGCGCUCCUCGUGGGCGCCCCCGUUGCGGCCAUGAAGGUCCUGGACUCGGACCGGGACUAG
This is a messenger RNA of Pelagomonas calceolata, 819 nucleotides long. The record is from the annotation of a GenBank genome assembly. Lineage: Eukaryota; Pelagophyceae; Pelagomonadales; Pelagomonadaceae.